AUGAAGCUCCUCUCCGCUCUCCUCCUUUCCUCUGCACCCCUCCAAAUCUGGGCUGCAUCUCUACCGCUGUUUGGACAGUCUCCCAUCAAGAGCUUGGAGGAAACCUUCCCCGUUGCUGGUGAAAAUCCUCUUGAAUACUGUGCAAACCCCAAAAAUGACAUCCUCGAGAUCAUUUCGGUUAACUUGACUCCUAACCCUCCAAUUCCUGGCGAAAUCCUCACCAUCGAAGCAGAAGGCAUAUUCCACGAAGCCGUUGAGCAGGGAUCCAAGAUCCAUCUCCAAGUCAAAUAUGGCUUGAUCCGAUUAGUGAACGUAGAAGCCGAUCUGUGUGACGAGAUCGAGGGCAAUACGGAUCUUACCUGCCCUCUGGAGGGACACAAAAAGUUUGCCAAGGAAGUUGAGAUCCCUAAGGAGGUUCCUCCUGGCAAAUACACUGUUCUCGCCGACGUUUAUACUGAGGAUAAGGUCCGCAUUACCUGCCUUCAGGCCCACGAUAUCAUCUUCCAUUAA
Messenger RNA from Talaromyces marneffei, 510 nucleotides. RefSeq lists its product as uncharacterized. The record is from RefSeq and is a predicted model, not a curated record. Gene Ontology annotation, biological process: intracellular sterol transport. Lineage: Eukaryota; Fungi; Ascomycota; Eurotiomycetes; Eurotiales; Trichocomaceae. The transcript is spliced from 3 exons. Gene Ontology annotation, molecular function: sterol binding. The coding region runs from base 1 to 510 and encodes 169 amino acids.